Messenger RNA from Physcomitrium patens, 2629 nucleotides. RefSeq lists its product as uncharacterized. The record is from RefSeq and is a predicted model, not a curated record. Lineage: Eukaryota; Viridiplantae; Streptophyta; Bryopsida; Funariales; Funariaceae. Gene Ontology annotation, molecular function: protein binding.
AACAAUGCGAAUGGGGUCACAAGACUUCUUCUAUCACAUGGAACCGGAUGAUUUCCGUCUUUCACUGUGUAUCCAUCCAAAUCAUCUGUGCAAGGAUGGACUUCUCAAAACAUUCGGUAUUUUUACUAGAACCCAUUCACUUUCAUGGCUGCGAUGCUUACACUUCUCAUAUCUGCACACCAACUCAAGAAGUUGUACACACUGAAUCCGGCUCAAUCUGCGCUUCGUUUCUAACCUAAAUUUUCACCGUGGGUUUUUGUUGGGUCUCCAUCUGAGAGCGUGGUUUGAUUUUCUUGGCUACGAAGUCGUAAUUUUGUGUGCUUUCGACUUCCUUUUGCUUGAGCUGCAGGGAUAGAGCCAUAUGGAUAGCGUUGUAGAUGGAGUGGAAACUAUCAAUCUCGUAUGCACACGGUGAAACAAAUUGAGGAGUGUCUGCCGUAGACAAUGUUGUUCUAAGUAUUUAGGGAAGAGGUUAAAGGAGUUGGAAUUGAGGAUGGAGGAUGCCUUGCGCAAGUUAAGGAUAAGUAGAGUGAAUGCCUUUGUAGGGCUGUCUUCGUGUGGCGAGCAUAGAAUGGUAAUCAGUGUAUCUUCUCAUUUAAAUCUCAGUGAUUUCUAUAAAAAGUUAGAAACAAGAAUUCUUCCCUUCAAUAGAGAUCCUCUUACUCCUUUAAAAUUUCUCAGCUUACGAAGCGAUGGCAAAAAUGGGAAUGCAUUGAGGUUCAGCACAGAAUUGUUGUCUUUGAGAGGUUCCACUAGGGGGGUUUGCGAGGCAAAUGUGCAGAAAUUCGCUGAAAACUUUGUCGUAGAGGACUUGGGGCGUGGGGACGACCAUGAGCAGGAGGAGAAUACCAAUGACUUAGGACAAGUGAUUAGAAGGGCUCAGUUCAGCGGAUAUCUGAAGAAAAGGAGGAAAGAACCACCGAACGACAUAUUGCAUAAUCUGGCUAAAGCGGUGGCGGUGCGUGUAGCAUCCGAGAAGUUAAAUUCAGAUGAAGAUGUCAUGAAAAUAGUGAAUGAGACGGGAUUGCGGGUGGACGUUCGCUCCAUGAACGUGGUGGUAUGGCAGCUAGGGCAGAUGCAGAAUUGGUAUGCUGCUACUAAGGUCUUUCGUGCAUUUCGAAGUGCUGGAGUGGAGCCAAAUGCUUACGUCUGCACAACUCUUAUUGCAGCUUUAGGAUGCGGGCGUAGGUUAUCACAAGCUCUGAAGCUGUUCAGAUGGAUGGAAAAGGCAGGAAUUGAGCGGCCUAUAUUUACCUUCAAUGCUCUUAUGGUCGCAUGUGGCAGGUGUGCAUCAGGUGACACUGCCGUGGAACUUUUUGAAGAGAUGGAGAAGUUAGGAAUAGUACCUGAUAGAAUAACCUUCACAGGAUUAGUUUCAGCAACCACUGCUGCAGGUCUAUGGGACCGUGCUCAAAGCUUCAUUGACAUGAUGCAAGCCAGAGGAUUUUCUAUUGGAUUGCACGAAUACAUUGAAAUGCAGUGGGCGUGUGCACGAGCACGGAAGCCUCGAGAAGCCUAUGGGCUUUUCCAAGUGAUGCUAGAACAAGGUUACGAACUCAAACUGGAAAGCUACAACGCCCUCUUAUGCGCCUAUGAGAGAACAGCUCAGUGGGAGGAUGCCAUGAGAACGUUUAUUUGGAUCCAAGAUAAGGGCCUUACUCCGGACGUUAUGUCGUGGAGUAGUCUCAUCAGUGCGUGUGCUAAUGCUGGACAAGCUGAAAGAGCACUGGAAGUAUUGGAGAGAAUGAAGACCAGUGAUUGUCAACCUAACGUCGUCUCCUGGUGUGGACUCCUAAAAGCUUAUCAGAAAACAGGAAACUGGGAGAAGGCGGAAGAGAUUUUUCAUGCAAUGCUGGAUUCAGGAUGCCCUCCUAACGAGGUUGCAUGGUGCUCACUUCUAAGCGCUUACGAGAAGGGUCGGCAAUGGAAGAAGGUCCUCUACACAAUUGAGAAACUGGAAGAGCUAGGAAUGAAGCUUGACGUGGUAGCAUGGAGCACUACAAUUAGUGCCUUGGCAAAAGCGGGGCAAUGGGAGCUUGCGGAGGAGAAAUUUAAGCAGAUGACGAAGAGUGGGUGUCUACCGAAUAUUGUCACAUAUUCUUCUCUCAUCAAGGCCUAUGGGGACGUUGGGUUGUGGGAGAAAGCAGAAUCUGUGUUCAAAUUGAUGCUACGAGUAGGUAUUAGGCCAAAUCCCCAGGCUUGCUGUGCGCUUCUCCGAGCUUAUGGCAAGGGGAAAGAACUGGAGAAAGUAAUCAUCUUUUUCGAAAGCAUGGAGCCGCAAUACGGAGUUGAACCUGACAAGUACGCUUAUGCUGCGAUUUUUUGGGCGUGCUGGACUUGUGGAGAGUGGCAACGGGCUGUGAAAUACAUUGAUAGAAUGGAAAUGGCUGGCUGCACCCCUGACAGUGUGAUAUACACCACAUUAAUUAACAUGUACGAAGCAAAUGGGCAGAUCGACAAAGCCAUGCAGGUGCUAGAGAGAAUGGGCUCCGGGAGCUUGAUUUGACGGAAGUAUCCAGUUGUAUACACGUUGACAGCCUUAGGUGUGUGUACACACAUUGGACCAAUCUGCGCCUGUUACACACGUGUUGACAAAGACAAUUUGGGUUCCUUUUUGCAAGUCUGUCAA